Messenger RNA from Lineus longissimus, 1271 nucleotides. RefSeq names its product universal stress protein Sll1388-like. Bases 403 to 978 code for a protein of 191 amino acids. Lineage: Eukaryota; Metazoa; Nemertea; Pilidiophora; Heteronemertea; Lineidae. The record is from RefSeq and is a predicted model, not a curated record. The transcript is spliced from 5 exons.
UAAUUGUGAUCUGUCACAGCAAAACCAGGCGCAUGUCACACAGAAGAUGAGCCUAAAUGACACCAGGAGAUAAUAGAAGAAAUUGAUGUGCUCAUAUUUCACAAAAGGCAGACAAUAGAGAAAUGAACAAACAGUCCGUCUCAACCUGCCAAACUCAGAUCGACAUGCGCCUGGUUUUGCUGUGAUGGGUCAUUUGUUAUCAUGUAUUGAUUUGCACCAGAAAUUUGAAGUAGGCCGAAUAUGAGUUAGAUAGCUCGACAGGUGUUAUCGCAUGUACGCAUAUACACGGUUGGCAGUAGUGUGGGCGACUUUCAGAAGCCAACGACGAAUUGAAGGAGCUGGGAUCACAUUCAAACGUCGAGAGAAGGAUCUGAAUUGGAUAAGGCUAGCAAGGUAACAGCGAUGGCAUCCGAUGAGGCAGCAGUGAUUGACACUCAGGUCGAGCAUCAUGAAGAGGAAGACACCCCUAAGGGGAUGCGGGUUAUGAUGGCCAUUGAUUCAAGUGAAUUUGCAAAAUAUGCUUUUAGAUAUUAUUUUGAGAAGGUGCAUCGGGAGGAGAACUUCGUUGUGUUUGCUCACAGCAUAGAGUCGCCGUAUGUCGCCACAGCCAUCGCCACGGCGGGGUUCGGACACGCAGUUGUAACACCCAAUCCCGAUGGUCACAUCAAAACAUUGCGCGAGAAUACAGACAGACAGAUCAGACACCUCAAGAAACGGUAUACGAGGAGGAUCAGUAGAUUACCGUUCAAAGUGAAGCACAAGUUCCAUAUCAAUGAACACACAAGCGACCCAGGCGAUGCUCUCAUCCAGCUCUCGCGAGACGAGCACGUGGAUAUGGUUGUCAUAGGAACACGUGGUCUUGGUACUGUAAGGCGCACUCUGCUGGGUAGCGUGAGUGAUUAUGUGCUCCAUCAUAGCUCAGUGCCGGUGCUGGUCGUACAUAUGGAGGAAGACGAGGUACACGACAAAGAUUCGUGAAUGCAAGCAAACAAAAAAAUAAGCUUUUAAUAUGAAUUUACUAUAUCAAUUUGUUUGAGGGUAGGUUCUCGCCGAGUUUGAUUGGGACAAUGCAUGUGAACGUGCUUUAAUGAGCAAAAAAUCGCGUACGAAUGGAAAUAUUUUGUCUUCGAUCGGAUACUGUGGAUAUCAACCACACUUGCAGCGGCUUCAGCAAAAAGCACGUAAACUGUACGUCAAUGAAGGUGUAUUAUUAUUAUUGUCGUCUCAGGGCUGACUGAUUAAUCGCUUGCAAAUUAAAUGAAAUGAAUGUA